AUGGCUUUGUUUCUAUUUACAGUUGAUGAAGAACAGGCGGGGAUGAUCCAGCCAGACGAGAAAAGUCACAAUUUGUGGGUUCUCCCAAACAUACCUUUAUCCAUUGCUGACGACAUCGAGCGAAUGGUGACUAUCCAGCUGGAUUGGGAGGAGUUAACCAUGGAAUUUUUAGAUGCCUUGCCCUGGGACGACGAGGUCGAUCACGACAAUGACGUAACAGCGGACGCGUAUGUUGUGGUGUACUCGGUUAUAGAUCGGGUGACGUUUGACGCGGCGGUACAGAGCCUCUACAAGCUCCGUCACGGCCUCGGCACUGACCGACCCAUCAUCCUCGUCGGUAACAAGAUUGACCUUGUCCGGAAACGCAAGGUGAAGAAAGAAGACGUGAACUCCAUCUCCAGGACGUACGACUGCCUCCAGUUGGAGACGUCCGCCGCCCUCAACCACCACGUGGACGAACUACUGGUCGCCAUAGUUAAACAGAUCCGCCACAAGCUCAACCCGGACGUUCACCCGUCCCCCGAGGGGUACACCGAGCCCGAGAUGCGGAAACGCGACUAAAAGGGCGCCACGGGCUUCUUUGUCAGGCUUUACCGGCGAUUAAGCCGGAAGGGCCGGCCGAAGGGAAAAUGAGGUGGAUUUGUUAUCAAACGGAGUUGAUUAAAUGUGAUGUAGAAUUUAUAUUUACUUGUGAACUGUGCCCUUUCUGAUGGAAUAUCCAUUUUGUGAUCGUUUAAGUUCAAUCAAUAUAACUGUGCUUACUAUAUUCAUACAUUUUCGUGUCGCCUUUACCAUGUUUGUGAUCUGUGAGACGUCUGUGGUGGAAGUGUAUACAAGGCCUGUUGUGGAAUUGUCCAAUAUUCAACAAGAAGUGCGCUCAUCAGCGUCACGUGUUCCCGUCCGCUGCUUAUGAUCGCCCAUAUAUGUUUAUUACUAUGAUUAUAUAAUAUGCGUUGUUUUUUGUGUAAAGGACUGUAAAGCGACUUGAUACAAAACCUGUGCGCUGCCGUUUAUGUCGACGAUAGCGCGAAAGCAACACAAUUUACAACACUCUGGACGUGUUUUAACCUUCAAUCAGAUCUAAUAUUUAAAACCAGUACU
Molecule: messenger RNA, 1101 nt
Organism: Mya arenaria
Lineage: Eukaryota; Metazoa; Mollusca; Bivalvia; Myida; Myidae
Product: GTP-binding protein GEM-like
Exons: 4
Coding region: 1-561 (186 amino acids)
Cellular component (GO): plasma membrane
Molecular function (GO): GTP binding; GTPase activity; calcium channel regulator activity
Source: RefSeq, a predicted model, not a curated record